UUUUUCCCUGUUGUAGUUUUGUGUUAUGACCACACAGGGACAUUAUAGACCGUCACAUAUUUUCAUCCAUUUUAGUUUGUCACGGCUCCUCCCAGAUUUAGGGAACCAUGAUCCUCCUUAGACAUUUCAAACAAAGAGAAUGAGAGGUGGGAAGAAAACGAUGUAAGCAGGAUUUGGACACGGGACUUUUACCAUUAUCUAACAUUUUGAACUGGAUUUAGGCUGUAACUGCGUUGAUGACAUUUACAAACGGAUUGGCCUCAGUAGAAACAUGCCUUUGCCGGGAAGAUCAAGCUCCGUGUUGCCAUGCCUCGUCUUUGUGCUGCAGUUUUUUUAUGGGAAAGCGGUUUCAGGACAGCUGUCUUACUCCGUGUCCGAGGAGGUGAAUACCGGGACGAUUGUUGGGAAUAUUGCAAAAGAUCUCAACUUAAAUAUCCUGGAUUUGGAGUCACGCAUGUUUCAGAUCGUUGCUGGAUCAAAGAGAAAAUAUCUGGAGGUAAAUCUAAAGACCGGUACUCUCUUUGUUAAUGAGAGAAUAGAUCGAGAGGAGCUCUGUGGUGAUGAAGCCAAAUGCUCACUCACUAUUGAAGCCGUUAUUAACAAUCCACUAAAAUUAUACCGAAUUGAAAUAGUAAUUUCAGAUGUAAAUGACAACUCUCCGACAUUCAUUAGCCCAUCACAAGUAAUCAACAUCAGUGAAAACGCAGCAGUGGGAACGAAAUACCCUUUGCACCAUGCCAGUGAUAAAGACGUUGGAAAGAAUUCAGUGACCACAUACAAGCUUAGUCAAAAUGAACACUUUUCUAUGUCGACACACAAAGGAGGGAGUGUGACACCAGAACUGCUGCUUCUUAAAGCUCUAGACAGGGAAAAGCAGGCCCUUAUUCAGCUCACAUUGACUGCAAUAGAUGGAGGAACACCAGCUAUGUCAGGAUCUAUGAAUAUAUUAGUAAAUGUUUUGGACAAUAAUGAUAAUGCACCUGCUUUUAGUCAAACGCUUUAUAAAGCCAAAGUGCAAGAGAAUGUUAAACUGGGAACAAUGGUGAUAAUAUUAAAUGCAACAGAUUUAGACAGUGGCCUUAAUGGACAGAUAUCAUACUCAUUUAGUGAAGUGGGCCGUGGAAAAGAAACUGACGUUUUCGCUAUUGAUAGCAAAACUGGGAAAGUAACCAAUAAAAGAAAUAUUGACUUUGAGGAAAAUAAUGUUUUUGAGAUUCGAGUUCAGGCCAGUGAUGGAGCUUCCUCUCCUCUCACCUCACAUGCUAAAUUACUGAUAGAAGUCUUAGACAUGAAUGACAAUGCUCCUGAGAUCUCAGUCACAUCUCUGGUAAACUCAGUGAAAGAAGAUGCAUCUGUUGGCACUGCUGUUGCUCUCAUUUCAGUAUUUGAUAAAGACAGUGGUAAAAAUGGCAUGGUCAACUGUAAAAUAACUAAUCAUGUUCCAUUUAAGCUAGAUUUGAAUUAUAAGAAUUAUUAUUCAUUAGUUGUGGACGGUCCUCUGGACAGGGAAACAUCAUCUCAGUAUAAUAUCAGCAUCACUGCUACAGAUGAGGGCAGCCCCCCUCUCUUCAGCACCAGUGUCAUUCAUGUCCAGGUCUCUGAUGUAAAUGACAACAAACCUGUUUUUACAGAAAACAUCAUAAAUAUUUUUAUUAAAGAAAAUGCUCCAACAGGAGCAGUAAUUAAAACAGUGUCAGCAGAGGAUGCAGACACUGACCAGAAUGGUCAGAUUAGUUAUUCACUUUUACAUGAGAACAGAAACCUGCUGUCAUCAAUUAUAAACAUCAACUCAGAGACUGGAGACAUCAUCAGCCUGCAGACUUUUAACUACGAGGAGCUAAAAACAUUUCAGUUUAAAGUUCAGGCCACAGACUCUGGUGUUCCUCCACUCAGCAGCAACGUGACUGUUAACGUUUUAAUCCUGGAUGAAAAUGACAACAAUCCAACAAUUCUGGCUCCUUAUUCUGAGCUGGGUUCUGUUAACAGUGAGACCAUCCCCUAUUCUGCUGAAGCAGGGUACUUUGUAGCAAAGAUCAGGGCUGUGGACGCAGAUUCUGGAUACAAUGCGCUGCUUUCUUAUCACCUGACGGAGCCCAAAGGAAACAACCUGUUCAGGAUCGGAACCAGCACCGGGGAGAUCAGGACUAAGAGGAGGAUGAGCGACAACGACCUGAAGAGUCACCCCUUGGUGGUGCUGGUUUCUGAUAACGGAGAGCCUUCUCUGUCAGCUACUGUGUCUAUUGAUGUGGUGGUGGUUGAAAGCACAGCUGACAUCCAGACUCAGUUCAGAAACGUGCCUCUAAAGGAGGACAGCUUCUCGGAUCUGAACCUGUAUCUGCUGAUCGCCAUCGUGUCGGUGUCGGUCGUCUUUCUGCUGAGUCUGAUCAGUCUAAUAGCUGUCAGAUGCCACAGGACAGACGGUGGUUUCAGCAGGUACAGCGCCCCGAUGAUCACCACCCACCCUGACGGGAGCUGGUCUUACUCUAAAGCUACUCAGCAGUAUGACGUGUGUUUCAGCUCAGACACACUGAAGAGUGACGUAGUGGUUUUCCCCGCCCCGUUCCCGCCUGUAGAUGCUGAACUGAUCAGUAUUAAUGGAGGAGACACUUUUACCAGAACUCAGACCUUACCUAACAAAGACAAGGUAAGCUUGUGUUUAAAUUUAUUUGCUCCAUCUGUGGUGGUCAAGUAAUGC
Molecule: messenger RNA, 2695 nt
Organism: Nothobranchius furzeri (turquoise killifish)
Lineage: Eukaryota; Metazoa; Chordata; Actinopteri; Cyprinodontiformes; Nothobranchiidae
Product: protocadherin alpha-6
Biological process (GO): homophilic cell-cell adhesion
Cellular component (GO): plasma membrane
Molecular function (GO): calcium ion binding
Source: RefSeq, a predicted model, not a curated record